Molecule: messenger RNA, 2423 nt
Organism: Triticum dicoccoides
Lineage: Eukaryota; Viridiplantae; Streptophyta; Magnoliopsida; Poales; Poaceae
Exons: 4
Coding region: 122-2191 (689 amino acids)
Molecular function (GO): zinc ion binding; nucleic acid binding
Source: RefSeq, a predicted model, not a curated record
UGCCGGUGAGCAACCCCAUGCCCUGCACCUAACUCUGCAGCAGCCGCAGACCCACACAUCCCCGGAUCUGCUGCUGCAUCUUCCUCUGCCGGAGAUUCAAGCAGGGAGGAGUCGUAACUGCAUGCCAAUCUCCGCCGGCGGCUACAUCUUUGCUCUGUGCCCGAUCGUGGAAUAUGGCGUCAAGUUGAACCUCCUCAUGCGACCCCUGCAUCUGCUCCCCGGGGGCGGCCAAUGGGAGCAGGUCGGCAACAGCUGCCCACACAAAGACGACGAGGACGACUACUCGUGGUUGUCUGGCGGGUUCCUCCAGGGCUACGCCGUGCUCCCUGGCCCCCUCAUCCUCGUCUCCUUCAAACAAGACGGCCUCUUCUUCACCUUCGCCCCCGGCCCCCGCGACUGGACCCCGGUGCUCACCGAUGAAACAAGGCCGCCGCUAGACUACGUCCCUAUCCUCGGCCGCGCCGUGUACAUGGAGCAAGACAAGGCCAUCUACACGCUCCGUGGUAACACCAUCUACGCCUACAAGCUCAGCUACAUAGUACACCAGGGUGAUGAUGGUGAUGAUCAGGGGAGGGUGAGGCUCAGACUGGAUCCGCCCAUCACCAUUGACUCUGUAUCUCCUUUCAAUUCCUGUAAUGGGUGUGGCUUCCUCACCCGUCUCGAUGGUCGGCUCAUGUGCUCCGUCUGGAUCAGCCUGGCAUCACGUGAACAAUUAGAUCAAUGCCAGUGUGACAACCUACAUGCCAUCGUCACCACCUUCAACCUCCAUGACCCGGCUCAGGGGGGAAUAAAGGUGCUGCAUUCCUCUUUCCGCCGGGUAGACAUGGAGCCCAAUCCAGAGGACCAGGAAUUCUGCUUCCUACAGGAGUACGAGGACAUGGACUCCCAGGUGCUGCUGCAACACCAACACCAAGAAGGGCAAGAGGAGUAUCUAACCAGUUCCCAGCAGCACGUCAAUGAACCACCCUCCAACAAGCUUGAUUGUUGCAGAGAGUUUAUCGAAAUGGAAGACUGUCCACGCCUUUGCUUUCGCUGCGGCACCAACGGUCACUUUGCCCGCGAGUGCUCUCUCCCGCCACAUGAGCCCUUGCCGGCAAUGCCCCCCCGCACGCUGGUUGGCCGUGCUUCAAUGCAACACCGAGUCCCUUUCGAAAGGCGUCCGGUUGCUGCAACAAGUAUCAAUAAAGACCUGCUUAUCAUCUGCCAAGCUGGCUCACAACUAGUCAUCUACCAUACGGGCGUCAUGGAUGAGACUUCACUGUUACAAGGUGGAGACGAUGGCAAGCCUCUCCAAACGUCGUGCCAUGUUGCACCGUAUGUCGGUGAUGGUGACUAUUGGCACUUUUUCCUUCACAGUGCCUCCUCAAAAAUACAUGCUGUUUCGAGCAAAAAAGACGGCAUGCUUGAGUUUAGUCUGAAUAAGGACCGAACGUUGGCUAUGGAUCAUCUAUCUGUACGGCGGCUGCCAAGUGCUGAUACUUUUGUUUUGUUUAUCACAAUUGGUGGAGAGACCAUUGCUCUUACUGAUACUCUGGAGGUUUAUCAUCAGACAAGAUUCAGUUAUGGAUCCACCUUCUGGCUGCGAUGCAAGACAGAUGAAUCGCAUGUUCUCGAGAGGACUGUCAUGAUAUCUGGAUAUGCAGCAGUGAAUGGCGAUUCCUUUAUAGUCUCUGAUGCUCUCACAGGUUCCUGUCUUUUGUUUGACCUGUGUGCCAUGCAAUGGCGUGUUGUCAUGCCUUGGGCCGCAUUCUCAGAAGACCUGCCAAGGACUAGCCCUACAAGGUGCCCUUUAAAUGGUAGAUGUGUAUUUGUCGAUGGCUUUAUCUACACAUGCAGAGAUGGAGGGCUUGCUGCUUAUCAACUGUUUGAUAAAGAUCAUUCUGUGUAUCUCAGCGAGCCCAUCUUUUUGCCAUUCUCAUGGCUUGUAGAUGAUUGUGUGGGUGAGGACAUAUGCUUGGAUUAUGCUGGAAAAGAUGUGGACUCUGGUGCUAUUUUGUUUUACGUGGUGCAACUGCAAAGUGGAUAUCCUCCGCCCAAGCAUGAGGUGCAGAUCACCAUUGUCCAGGUUAAGACUAAAGCAACGACCAGCAACAAGAAAAGGGAACCAGUGGGAGUUUCCCCUGUGGACUGUGUCACGCGUUUCAUACAUCACAAGGAAGCCGUUGAUAUCAGAUGCUGCUUUGCGCUCUAGCUAGCUCUUGUUUGCGAUGGAUGCAUGCAUGAGCAGAGUUGCCCUAUUAUUAUUUAUAUGUUCCCAGUAUGUAAUGUUUGUAAUUAACCUCUAACCCUCCUUGCAUGGCAUCUUUUGGAAGCUGCAACUAGUUGUAUUUUUUGGUGGUGUAAAACUUAUAUUUAUCUAGAUUAUAUUAGUUGUAUUUUGGUGGUGGUGAAACUUAUAUUUAUUAGACUAGAGGGCCUGUAUG